Molecule: messenger RNA, 1894 nt
Organism: Hylaeus anthracinus
Lineage: Eukaryota; Metazoa; Arthropoda; Insecta; Hymenoptera; Colletidae
Exons: 3
Coding region: 411-1049 (212 amino acids)
Source: RefSeq, a predicted model, not a curated record
GGUUGAGAUAGGUGACGAGCUCUGCUACCCGGUUCAUCGCCUCGAACCCUCUUGUAACAGUCUCGUGCGUAACGUCAGUCGUGACCGGUUUAUCGAUUUCGAGGAAAGUCGGCCGAGCCACCAAAGGAUGGGAAUAUUUCGCGAGUUUCCGAUAGUCUUCAAUCUCUACAAAAAGUAUAGUUAAACGUUCGUGAACGAACGAGACCGGUGGAACGGAGUGACCGAGUGAUUUAUAUGGGCAACAAUCAGUGAGCAGCUAUAUUCAACGUUCGUGUAAACACAGAACGAUCCCAUCGAGAACGAAAUAUCAAUAGCCGAGUAUAGCCGAACUUUGACAGACAUAUCCAGUGAAGACCGUAAACAAUCCGAGAGAUAACAUCGGAACAGGUUCGCUAAAAGCGACUGGUAAUAUGUCGAAAGUACCAGGAAUCAUGAAGACGGAGGACGUCAUUGGGAAACAGACUCUCGUGAGGCGUGUUUCCAACAUGCUUAAAGAUGGAAGCAGCGGACCACCGAUGUUGUUUCGCCACGCAUCGAUGCAAAGGAUUCGCCACUGUUGUCAAAAUCUGAAUCUCUUCCCAUAUCUGCUCUACUCCUUCGACAACUCGACGUCGCACCCCAUCGCCCUCAAAGUGCAUUUAUGUCUCAGCAACCUGCUCCAGGGCAUUAUGGACAGAAUCUUCUUCUUGUACAAGAACUUAUGGCGGUCCUUGCUCCGCAGCAGUCCCGACGAUUCACUGACGCAGGAAUACGUGCAGCCUGAAGAGUCGUGCGAACCCAGGCCAAGGUUUCAAAAGCCAGAAUGCCAUAAACGCAAACAGCACCCUACCUUCCUGACGAUAGCCGUUUACUUCGCACCAUUCCUACUGGUCUUCCAAUCGAUCGGCCUUUUUGGUUUGAUGAUCUUUUGCAAGUACACCCCAGGAUAUAUCUUCCUGGUUGCUGCCCUGUUGUUACUGGGCUUCAUCUGGAUGAAGAUCCUCUUCCACGAGAGCGUGCGAUACACCAAGAUUGAGAGCGAGAAGUACGAGAAGAACAAAGUGGAUUGAUCCUACGGUAGUUUUCUCUCGUCCCAUCCCCUGCACACAUCGCAAUCAGACUGUUCAUCGAAUAGAUAGCGGACUCCCAAGAGCAUCGUGACUCUGGGUCACCAUUGCAAUUCCCUCGUCGCAUCUGAACACUUGAUCUGUACCGAAUAGAGUUUAUCACUAUUACGAGACUAACUCGGCGAUAAUUCGUGUCCCUUGUUCAUCUGCUUCGAUAGCUUCGUAGGUUCGUAGGGUCACUGGUUCGAUCCAGUGGAUUUACCAGUUCCAUAACAUUUUGUAUACAUCUCCGGGCAGAUACGUAAGCGCGCGCGCGAUCGUUGUUGCAACGCGUUAGAGGAUAGGAUACUAUGGCAUGCUACCGUGACUCCGGAUAGAUUUAAGGUUGCCGCUCAGACAUCUAAACGCCCGCAUAAUUGUAAUUGUUUUUUGUCCUAUACGUAAUUCCGAGAAUUACUAGUUUCUAGCGCUGUUACAAAAUGAGAGGCAUUUGAGGAGUUGCCUAGGUAACGAUCGCGAUACACCUUAUCCUCUGCAGUAGAAGACUGAGAAUUGUUUUAACUUGUUUGUAUAUAUAUAUAUAUAAAAAAGAAGAAGAAGAAGACAAAGAUACAACGCGUAAGGGAAAAACGUAUGCGAGAAGAAACGUUCGUCGUCUAUAUCACACGGGGUUGCUUUAACAUAUUUGAAAAGACUUGGUGCGUCUAUUGAACAAGUUAGGCUAAUCUGUGAUGAAGUGGAUCCGAGUGUAUUUUUCACGACCACUUGCUGUCUCCCUUACUUAAAUACGAUAAGAAUACAUGUGUAACGUCGGUUUUUUUUUUAAAUAUAUGUUACUUACACAGAAA